Messenger RNA from Penicillium malachiteum, 1434 nucleotides. RefSeq names its product HAD-like protein. The coding region runs from base 1 to 1434 and encodes 477 amino acids. The transcript is spliced from 3 exons. Lineage: Eukaryota; Fungi; Ascomycota; Eurotiomycetes; Eurotiales; Aspergillaceae. The record is from RefSeq and is a predicted model, not a curated record.
AUGACUCGCAAAAGUGACGCGAACCCCAGUAAGUUCACCAUAUUGGUGGACCUAGGAGGCAUUUUCAUGCAUCCGCCCGUGGGGUAUACACUAAAAUCCGGCGAAUCCAGCGUCAAGCUAGGUCGAAUUCUCUCAUCCUCAAUCUGGAUGGAUUACGAGAUCGGCAGGAUCACCGAGCAAGAGUGCUUUGCACAGGUCGCAAUCCUUUUUGAUUGUGAGCUGGAAGAAUUGAAAGCCUUAGUGUCAAAUCUCCGCGAGACUUUGACCUAUGACAAGGAGGUUCUUUCUAUCUUCACAGAAGUCAAACGCGCCCCAGGGGUUACGAUUGUGCUUGUCUCGAAUAUCGCUGAGCCGGAUUAUCAGGCGCUUCGCCGUCGAUGGGAGGACUCCUUCUGGGACACAUUUGACGAGAUAUUUACCUCGGCAAUGCUGGGUAUGCGAAAACCCAGUCUUGGCUUCUAUGAGCAUGUUCUACGAGUAAUACGUGCUGCACCACGACAAACUCUCUUUAUCGAUGACCAGGCGGAGAAUGUGCUUGCGGCGAUGUCACUCGGGAUGCGUGGUAUUAUCGGUACUGUUGAUCUAUCACGUAAACUCAAGAACUUCACUGGUGACCCUAUUGAGCGCGGGCUUGCAUUUCUGCGACGCAAUGCCGGGGCGCAUUACUCGAUUCCCGUUGGUGGCGAACCGAUUGAUGAGAACUAUGCGCAACUUCUUAUUCUGGAGGCCACGAAUGAUGAGACUCUUGUCGAAUUGAGACGCCCGCCCUGUCUGUGGAAUUUCUUUUCGGGGAAGCCAAAGUAUACAAGCCAGGUGUACCCGGACGAUAUGGAUACCACAGCUCUCGCUCUCGUGGUACUAGAUUAUGAGCCCGAGCUUGCGCACUCCAUUCUUGAUGAAAUGCUCAAUUAUGUAAAUGAGGACGGACUCGUACAGGUAUACACCGACAAGUUCAGACCCAGGGUGGAUGCAGUCAUCGCAUUGAACGUUCUUGUCGCGUUCUAUAAGUAUGAACGAGGCUACGAGCUUCCCCGAACACUAGAUUGGAUUCAGAAAUUUCUGCUGAAUAGAGCAUACAUCUACGGAACUCGGUACUAUCAGAGUCCCGAAUGGUUCCUCUUCUAUGCAUCUCGGCUCUUGGUCUAUUCAAAGGAUCUAAGUCUCAGAGAGAGGCUUGAGGGCCCUCUCAGAACACGUCUUCUUGAGCGAAUCGGCGUCAAUGGUGAUGCCUUUUGUCUGGGAAUGCGUUUGAUGGCUUGUAGCUCUUUGGGUAUUGAGAAUCAUACCGAUAGAGAAGAACUUGCGAGCAUGCAGCAGGAAGAUGGAGGAUGGAAGCCAUGCGCGAUGUACCUCUUUCCAACGGAGAAAAAGGAGAUUGGGAAUCGGGGCACUACGACCGCAUUUGCGGUCAAAGCUCUUCAAGAUGUAUUAUGA